GGAGGAAAGGGUUUGUCCACAAAUUUUACUAUUGUCCGCCUUAUUUGUGUUUUGGAAUAACAUCACAGAAAAAGCGAAAGCGAUAUCUGAGUGAUUCGUGCUUUGAGACACAGUCAAGUCUUUCAAGUGGAAGAGAACACCUUGCGGGAGAGGAGAUAAUCAGAUGGUGGUGUGCAACUGAGCUCAUCUUGUCUCCUUUCCCAUCGGUGCAAUAAUGGUGAGGGGUGACAUUUUUGAUGAAUAAGUGAGAAGAAAAACCUCUGUGGUCCUCUUGCUGCACCACACACUUCCCCAUGGAUUCAAGCAAUGAUGAGGCACUUGAUAUUAUUAUCACCAAUGUGGUGGCAACCUUUCGGACCCGGUGUCACCUCAACCUCCGCACCAUCGCCUUAGAAGGAACAAAUGUCAUCUAUAAGCCAGAAGUAGGGAAAGUCCUGAUGAAACUUCGUAAGCCUAUGAUAACUGCUUCAAUCUGGUCUUCAGGGAAAAUCAUCUGCACUGGAGCAACAAGUGAGGAUGAGGCGAAGCUCGGUGCUCGCAGGUUAGCACGCUGUCUGCAGAAACUAGGCUUCAAGGUGAGGUUUUCAGCCUUCAAAGUUGUGAAUGUGCUGGCAGUGUGCUCCAUGCCAUUUGCAGUCCAUCUUAUAGACUUCACGAAGAAUAACCGACCCAUUGCCAGUUAUGAACCUGAGCUCCACCCAGCUGCUACGUACAGGAUCAAAAAUCUAAAGGCGACUAUACAAGUGUUCUCAACUGGCAGCCUCACAGUUACAGGACCAAAUGUCCAGAACGUGGCCACAGCAGUGGAGCAAGUCUACCCGCUACUGUUUGAGUGUCAGAAACCCCUCUGCAAAUGAAACGAUACAAGACGAAGGACUCGAGCAAUUGAGUACUCAAAACGGAUGAAGAAGCACCUUAUCCUUGGAAUUGCUUGCUUUGGUUUCAUCACUAUGUGGCAACAGCUACAAGCAUCUGAACUCAUUCAUAGGCUGGGCUUGGGAUAUCACACUUGUAACGUCCUAAAAUGUCCUCGUUAUUUUUUACAAAAUUUUAACGUUGUUGUGGAGUUGUUGGGAUCUUGUGAUUUUAACAGCCUAAACCUGCAAAUGUCUUCCAAACUUAAUAUCCUUCAGCAGACACUCAUCCUCCUCACCUGACAGUGAAGAGGCAGGAAAUUAUUUGCUCUAGCUUAUUUGCUUUUGGAUGUCUCUGCAUGGACACUUAAAGACCAUUUUAAAACUAUUUAAGAUUUAGCGGUAACCACUGCUAAUAUGUAUGUUAAGACCAACACGCCUCAACUCUAAAACUAUACAUAUAUCUAUAAAUAUAUAUAUAUGAAGUCGUCCCAUUUUCCACUUCCUUUGGAAAAACCGCCGUCCAAGGUUUGUAAAAGUCUUGCACAGGUACUCUGUAUUACCCGUGUUAUUGCUAAAGGAGAAAAACAGCAGACAGAGAAGUGGAAUAUUAUGAGUGUACACAAUGUAAGAGCAGGCCGAUAUGCAGAAACACAUCCACUUACAACUUAAACACACCUCAGAUUUACUUCCUUUUGUUCACAAUAAGGCACAUUUCAUUUCUUGUUUCUUAAUAGUUUUAAGAACAUUUUGCAAAUAUGCUUGAUGUAUUUUAAUGUUUUGACAUGUUGAACAAUUCUCAAAGGUUAAGAAUAUUUUCAGUUUUCAAGUGACGAGUUAAGCUGUUCAUUGAACACAGCUACUUGUUAGACAAUAUUGAGGAGAUUUUUAUUAGCAGAGGAUUAAGCAAUCGUUAAAACACUGUCCACAAUUGCCAGUAUACACACAAACAAAGUAGCAAAAACAUAACAUGAAAAAGUAACUGACUCAUAAUUACAAAAGCAGCCACUCUGUGGAGUCGUACAAAGUUGUAUGGCAGCACUAACACUUGUCGAAAAGGUUUCGUAAUACAUUCAUGUGAAUUCUUGCGGCAACCAUGAGUGUUCGGACAGGCAUAAAUGCAACAUGUAUGUAUGUAUAUAAAUGCAUCUGAUAGGAAAAACGUUGAUUAAAAGCUUAGACAUGCUGUUUAAAUGUGUGUAUGAUGGAGUACUUUUUGAACUAGUGUCAACUGAAAAUUUGUGGCACUUGAAUUUUUGUAUUUUGUAUAAAAAAAUAAAAGUGAACAGGCUA
Molecule: messenger RNA, 2147 nt
Organism: Oreochromis aureus
Lineage: Eukaryota; Metazoa; Chordata; Actinopteri; Cichliformes; Cichlidae
Gene: tbpl1
Product: TBP-like 1
Exons: 8
Coding region: 294-857 (187 amino acids)
Biological process (GO): DNA-templated transcription initiation
Molecular function (GO): general transcription initiation factor activity; DNA binding
Source: RefSeq, a predicted model, not a curated record